GGCUGCGUUUUAUGCAACUGCGCGAUUUCUCGGUUUCGGUUUCGGUUUUAGUGAUCAAUGGUCCAGUGACUCGCACGGGCCGCGCUUCAAGAAAUCUAAAAUCAACCAAAUAAAAGCCAAAAGCCACAGAAAAUGUUACAAAUGAGAUUUUUGUUUGUGUUUUCGUUUGCGUGCACCCUGCUGCUGUUGUGCAGCCAGCCGGCUGAUGGAUUCAUUCUGCGUCUGAUCAGCGAGACGCUGCAGAACAAUGUCGCCGGCGAGCCCAUAACCCACGUGCGCACCGAUUGGAACUUUGACCCGGAGGCGGCCAAAAAGGCGCGUUCCAUUUACUACGAGAAAAAUGGAUAUCGCUCUGCGAAAUUUAUCGAGCGCAUAGGCGUGGGCCUGGAUGGGCGGCACGAGGAGCGGCGGCAGGCGCAGGAGGAGCGCGACUUGGGACGCUUGAAUGGCGAGCACUUUAUCAACUAUCCGGCUGAGAUAGCUUAGCUCAUAAAUGAACAGUUAAUAAUGCAUAAAGGGGGGAGAGAGGCGCAUUGUCAUCAGUUUAAUUUGCAGCGAUUAAUUGUCAUUAAUGUGCUUCACAAGGAUUUGCAUAAUUUGCCAACGUAACACAUAUGCAACAUGCCACAUGCCGCAUUCAGCCAUGCCUGGCUUAUUGUAAAUGGCCCUCAAGCGGGCUGGGGCUUGGGGCUGGGGCCGGGGUGUUGUUA
Messenger RNA from Drosophila novamexicana, 710 nucleotides. RefSeq lists its product as uncharacterized. The coding region runs from base 133 to 486 and encodes 117 amino acids. The transcript is spliced from 3 exons. NCBI's taxonomy places the organism in Eukaryota, Metazoa, Arthropoda, Insecta, Diptera, Drosophilidae. The record is from RefSeq and is a predicted model, not a curated record.